Molecule: messenger RNA, 1597 nt
Organism: Sphaeroforma arctica JP610
Lineage: Eukaryota; Ichthyosporea; Ichthyophonida
Exons: 4
Coding region: 61-879 (272 amino acids)
Molecular function (GO): protein binding
Source: RefSeq, a predicted model, not a curated record
CACUACCGUGCCAAUACAUCAGAGAUUGUACGCGCCAUCGCUACUCACCUUAACAACAUCAUGGUCGUGGCUAUCAAUAAACACAUGGGCAUUGGCUUCGCAAACUUGGUACCCGAUCUACAGUGUCGCAUCAUGCAACUGCUACACGUUAGAGAGUGGACUGAACUUUCGUGCACAAGCCGCUCUGUGCAUGCUGUUUCUCAGUUCAGCUGCGUGGAGGUAGCUGUACUUGCAAAUACCGUCCAGGCACUUCACUUGAAAGAAAGAUUCAGGAUUUCUGAGAUCUCGCCGUGCCGAUCCGACCAACUGCGAGAGUCACACUUGUUUGUGCGCGCAUUCCGUAGUCUGUACACACGUGGUGGGUGUGAUCUGGUCUGUGCCUUCAUCAGAAGGUUCGGUACCUCACGGGUGCUGCACCCGGCACUGGUCACUGCAUCGGGACUCGGCUAUGCGGAUGUAGUGGAUCGCUUACACAACUACAUCACAACGAGCGCCCUUAAAUUCAACCCGCUUUUAUUGCGGGACGCGCUUUGUAUAAGUGCCUGGUACGGACACAUCGACGUGAUGAAGCUCUUGCUACAGCUCCGUUACGAUUGCUUUCCUGCUUCAGUGUUCGGAUAUGACGAGAGCGUUGAGUUCGCUUGUGUGCGCGGCUAUACAGAGGUGUUGCAGCUACUAUUGAAAGACGGGCGCUGCAACCCGGGCGGACACGGGAAUUAUGCCAUUGGUCUAGCCACUGCCAAGGGUCACACCGAUAUCGUACGGCUAUUGCUGGGGCAUCCGAGAGUGGAGAUCCCUUGCGGUGAGCACUGGGCCAUUCGCAGGGCACGUGCUGCUGGCCAUUCAGAAAUUCUGCAAUUGUUGGAGGGGGCUCGAUGACAUGUCGGUGUAUAUUAUCAUCAAUUUAUUAUGUCGAAAUGCAAUGUAGAAUUGUACAUGCAUGUAUAUUUAGAUACAAUUAUUAGUAUUUGACAACCGAUAGGCAGAUAUUUACGUAGAUGAUUGGAGUACAAGACGGGCUUCCCAGCGACAAAGUAUGCGCGUGUGGUAUUGUUUUAGACGAGAGUCGGGAUGCCAUAGCUGCGUUAAGCUAUUGAAGCUGUCGGCUAUCCGAUUGGGCUGAACAGAGAAGGUACCUUGAGACAAUUCGAGUAUAUCAUCGCUAUCAUUAGGUUAAGUGAACAUGCAAUAUAGAGCUGUAUAUGCAUGUUUGCUCAGAUAUUGAGUCUGGUGUUUGACAUAACAAACGUCAAAUGCAUAUGCAGACUCUGGAGAACAAGCCGCGCACUUCUCAGCGAAGAAGCAGACGCAAAAAGUACGGCCUCGAUUGCUCCUUCCAUGCGUCAUAGUACGCACAGUCGGUGGCCUACAAAAUUACGGGACAGGUUAGUUAAUUCAGCUCAGGUUCCUAUAAAUUAGUUCAUAGAGAUGGGCAAUUCAAAGAUCCAUAUACAAUAAACUCCAUCCAGGUGACGAACCGAUGGUUAUAUAUGCGCGAGCAUAGCACAUGAAAUAAGGAGUGAGAGAUGAGGUCAUGAGCCUGUGAGUUGCACUUCAUUUUUAUCUUCGAAAUAGCCAAAUUAUUUUAUCAUUAAAU